AUUCUAUUCCCCUCAAGUCUAAUCUCUUCAUCCGUCGUGGCAUCUCCAACGCAUUCGUGAACGCCGUACAAGGCUCCGUCGCCAAUCGACGUGUAAUUCCUAAUAACACCUGCCUUCGCUCCCACCAUGAAGUUCUUUUCGCAGUCAUUUUUAUACGAUGAUACUUGGUCUAUCGUGUCGCUAGCUUAUUUUCUACGAUAUCCCAACCCAUACGCCUCCCAUGUCAUCUCUUGUGACGUUAUAUCUCGCGAACAGACUCCAAACGGGACCCUCCUGACAACCCGGCUCAUUCUCAAACGAGGCAAUCUACCCCGCUGGUUCCCCAAGAACUUUGUAUCCAGGGCAGAGUCGUGGCUGGUGGAGGAAAGCGAGGUGGACCCCUUCGGCAAGGUGGUGAAAUGCACUACGAGAAACCUCGACAACCUCAAGGUCAUGCGAGUGGAGGAAGUCGUGCAGUUCAGGCAGACCCCAGAGGAGAAAACUUUGCAGCACUCGGAGGUUAGAAUAGUAUCCGGGUUCGGAUGGGGUCUUACCAAGCGCAUUGAAAACUACGGUAUCACCAAAUUCAAGGCGAACCUGCAGCGGUCUCGUGAGGGCGUUUCGCUCAUUCUCGACUUGCUUCGACAAUCGCGCCUGCAACCUAUGGCACUUGGACACGGUGUGGGCGGUAGUCAGCUACUGCCCCACCUGGCGGAGGUUAACAGGACUCGGGAAGCCCAGCAGGAGACAAUGGAAAACGAGAAACCGGAACGAAAAGGACCAUGGUCUAGGCUAAGAAACUGGUGGAAUCCCGCUCCACCAGCUUCUUCAUGAAUUCACACCGAUAACUAUAUGAUGAACAGUUGUGACGAUCUUCCAUACUUUCUCUUCUUUCGACCUACUUGUGAGGCGUCUCAGCGUUUCGUGUCAUCGACAUCACCCCCCUUCAGUACUUUUGUAGUAGUAGUCGUAAUUUUCGUACAGGAUACUUAGGCCAAUAUAUGUAUU
This is a messenger RNA of Coprinopsis cinerea okayama7#130, 987 nucleotides long. Its product is annotated as UPS1. NCBI's taxonomy places the organism in Eukaryota, Fungi, Basidiomycota, Agaricomycetes, Agaricales, Psathyrellaceae. Gene Ontology annotation, cellular component: mitochondrial intermembrane space. Gene Ontology annotation, molecular function: phosphatidic acid transfer activity. Gene Ontology annotation, biological process: phospholipid transport. The transcript is spliced from 4 exons. The record is from RefSeq and is a predicted model, not a curated record. Bases 127 to 813 code for a protein of 228 amino acids.